Molecule: messenger RNA, 2090 nt
Organism: Cajanus cajan (pigeon pea)
Lineage: Eukaryota; Viridiplantae; Streptophyta; Magnoliopsida; Fabales; Fabaceae
Product: pyruvate kinase 1, cytosolic
Biological process (GO): glycolytic process
Molecular function (GO): pyruvate kinase activity; magnesium ion binding; potassium ion binding
Source: RefSeq, a predicted model, not a curated record
AUUACCCAACACACCACACGAGGGAAGGGAGCGGUGGUAAACAACAACGUACCCGAAAGUUGAAAAUCGAACGAACAAAAGAGUGUGAGACUGAGCAAUAUAUUAAAGAGACAUUAAAGCCGAAAAGCAUAUUCUUCUUCCGAAGUAUUCAUCGAUCCAUCGCCAAACAUGCCUUCUAGUCACUUGCUUCUCGAGGAACCCAUUAGGAUGGUCUCCAUCCUCGAGCCAUCCAAGCCUAGUUUUUUCCCUGCAAUGACAAAGAUUGUUGGUACCCUGGGUCCUAAAUCUAGAUCCGUUGAAACUAUUUCUGGUUGCCUCAAGGCUGGCAUGUCGGUGGCUCGUUUUGACUUUUCAUGGCAUGACCCUGAGUAUCACCAGGAGACUUUGGAGAAUUUGAAGGUUGCUGUCAAGAGUACUAAGAAGCUAUGUGCUGUUAUGCUGGACACGGUGGGUGCAGAGAUGCAGGUUGUUAACAAAAGCGAGAAAGCAAUCUCACUUGAGGCAAAUGCUCAAGUUGUUCUAACUCCUGAUCAGGGACAAGAAGCCUCUUCAGAAAUAUUGCCCAUCAAUUUUGAUGGAUUGGCAAAGGCAGUGAAGAAGGGGGACACUAUUUUUAUUGGACAAUACCUGUUCACAGGAAGUGAAACUACUUCUGUAUGGCUAGAGGUAUCUGAAGUCAAUGGGGAAGAUGUUGUUUGUAUUAUAAAGAACUCGGCUACAUUGGCUGGGUCAUUGUUCACCUUGCACGCCUCUCAAAUUCAUAUCGAUUUGCCUACUCUCACCGAGAAAGACAAGGAGGUUAUAAGCACCUGGGGAGUUAAAAACAAAAUUGAUUUUCUGUCAUUGUCCUAUACUCGGCAUGCUGAAGAUGUUCGCCAGGCUCGUGAAUUCCUUUCAAAGUUGGGUGAUAUCAGCCAGACUCAAAUAUUUGCAAAGAUUGAAAAUGUUGAGGGAUUGACCCAUUUUGAUGAGAUUCUACAAGAAGCUGAUGGUAUUAUCCUUUCCCGUGGGAAUUUGGGUAUUGAUCUUCCACCAGAGAAGGUGUUUUUAUUUCAAAAAUCUGCCCUUUACAAGUGUAAUAUGGCUGGGAAACCUGCUGUGCUUACACGUGUGGUGGAUAGCAUGACUGACAACUUGAGGCCAACUCGUGCUGAAGCUACUGAUGUUGCGAAUGCCGUUUUAGAUGGAAGUGAUGCCAUUCUUCUGGGUGCUGAGACUUUACGUGGGUUGUACCCUGUUGAGACUAUUUCUACUGUUGGCAGAAUUUGUUCAGAGGCUGAGAAAGUUUUCAAUCAAGACCUUUAUUUUAAGAGAACAGUCAAGUAUGUUGGAGAACCCAUGACCCACUUGGAAUCUAUUGCAUCCUCUGCGGUACGAGCUGCAAUUAAAGUGAAGGCUUCUAUUAUAAUUUGUUUCACUUCAUCAGGAAGGGCUGCAAGAUUGAUUGCAAAGUAUAGACCAACAAUGCCAGUUCUUUCUGUUGUGAUCCCCCGACUUAAGACAAAUCAGCUAAAGUGGAGCUUUAGUGGAGCUUUUGAGGCAAGGCAAUCACUUAUCGUGAGAGGUCUCUUUCCUAUGCUUGCUGAUCCUCGACAUCCUGCUGAAUCAACAAGUGCAACAAAUGAGUCUAUUCUGAAGGUUGCCCUUGAUCAUGGAAAAGCAUUGGGAGUUAUAAAAUCACAUGACCGAGUAGUUGUUUGCCAGAAACUUGGUGAUGCAUCUGUGGUGAAGAUUAUUGAGCUUGAAGAUUAAAGUGCAUUCAGCCAACUACAGUUUUAGUGUUAUUUAUUUUACAUGUUUCCAUAGAUUUUUUAAGAUGCGGGUCAUUCUACCACAAGUUGAGGUUAUCUCUACUUUGAUAAAACAAAUUUUGAUGCAAAUUGUCAAACAUAAAAUCAAGGGAAUGUGCCCUUGAUGCCAAUUUUUUGGGAUUAGUAUUCACAAUAGAACAGAGAUUGAAAAUGUGAUUAUUGUAUCCGUACCAAAUUAUUGAUGGUAAUAGCUUGUUAUUACUUCAGACUAGUCAUGAACAAGUAUAAUUUAAUGAUGAAUGGAGUGUGGAGUAAAAUGACUUGAGGCAUGUUUGAAUU